UGGAAACAGUAAGUGACAGCAAACUGAACAGCAAUUUAAGGACCAGGAUGCUGAGAAUUCAUCUCAGUUUAAUGCUUGUCAGCGUUCUUGGAGCCCCUCUGUUGGCUGAUGGCUCUAACAUACGACUCGUUGGUGGCAGUAACUCCUGCUCUGGUAGAGUGGAAGUCUAUUAUAAUAACCAGUGGGGAACAGUGUGUGAUGAUGACUGGGACAUGAAUGAUGCACAGGUGGUGUGUAGAGAGCUUGGAUGUCGUAAUGCUGUCAGCGCUAAUCAAAGUGCUGCAUUUGGUCGGGGAAGUGGCCCAAUAUGGAUGGAUAAUGUUCGCUGUUCCGGAAGUGAAAGCAACAUCACACAGUGCACUCAUAAUGGAUUUGGAAAACACAACUGUGGGCAUGGUGAAGAUGCUGGUGUAAUUUGCUCAGAUGGCGCUAACAUACGACUCGUUGGUGGCAGUAACUCCUGCUCUGGUAGAGUGGAAGUCUAUUAUAAUAACCAGUGGGGAACAGUGUGUGAUGAUUACUGGGACAUGAAUGAUGCACAGGUGGUGUGUAGACAGCUUGGAUGUCGUAAUGCUGUCAGCGCUAAUCAAAGUGCUGCAUUUGGUCGGGGAAGUGGCUCAAUAUGGAUGGAUGAUGUUCGCUGUUCUGGAAGUGAAAGUACCCUCACACAGUGCACUCAUAGGGGAUUUGAAAAACACAACUGUGGGCAUGGUGAAGAUGCUGGUGUAAUUUGCUCAGUUCAUGACCAGAUCAGGCUGGUGAAUGGUGCAAGUAACUGCUGUGGUCGAGUGGAGAUCAAGCACAAUGCCCAGUGGGGAACAGUGUGUGAUGAUGACUGGGACUUAAAGGAUGCAGAGGUGGUGUGUCGACAGCUUGGAUGUGGUAAAGCAGUCAGCGCUCCUCAUAGUGCCCGCUUUGGUCAGGGAAGUGAACCAACCUGGCUGGAUGAUGUUCGGUGUAAUGGGACUGAGAGCUACAUAGAUCAGUGCUCACACAGAGGAUUUGGAGUAGAGAACUGUGGACAUGGUGAAGAUGCUGGAGUUGUUUGCCUAAAUUUGCAGAGUCCCACACUGACUCGGAUCUCCCCAAACUCUGUGGUCUCACCUGGAGAAGUCCUUCAGUUCAGAUGUUCCACACGCAGCACAACAUGCAUCUCUGUGGACUUCAGUUUAUAUAAAACUGGGACAUUAAUAAAGAAGCAAACUGCAGUAACUACAACAACAUUUAAUCUGACUGUAGAUGAAUCACAUCAGGGCCAGUACACCUGUGACUACACAUACAGGGAAAGUAACUCUAUAUCAUCCAGAAGCAGCUCCAUUACCAUCACUGUGGUUCAUGACCAGAUCAGGCUGGUGAAUGGUACGAGUAACUGCUGUGGUCGAGUGGAGAUCCAGCACAACGCCCAGUGGGGAACAGUGUGUGAUGAUUACUGGGACUUAAAGGAUGCACAGGUGGUGUGUAGACAGCUUGGAUGUGGUAAAGCAGUCAGCGCUCCUCAUAAUGCCCGCUUUGGACAGGGAAGUGAACCAACCUGGCUGGAUGAUGUUCGGUGUAAUGGGACUGAGAGCUACCUAUAUCAGUGCUCACACAGAGGAUUUGGAGUAGAGAACUGUGGACAUGGUGAAGAUGCUGGAGUUGUGUGCUUAAAUUUUCAGAGUCCCACAUUGACUCGGAUCUCCUCAAACUCUGUGGUCACACCUGGAGAAGUCCUUCAGUUCAGAUGUUCCACACCCAGCCCAACAUGCAUCUCUGUAGAUUUCAGUUUGUAUAAUACUGGGAAAUUAAUAAAGAAGCAAACUGCAGAGACUACAACAACAUUUACUCUGACUGUGGAUAAAUCACAUCAGGGCCAGUACACCUGUGACUACUCAUACAGGGAAAGUAACUCCACAUCAUCGAGGAGCAGCUCCAUUACCAUUACUGUGGAGUCAGGACUGUUGGCCACCCAGUCUCGACCAGAUCUGAUUCUCGCCAGGUGGGAGGCGCAGAAGGAAAGCGUCAGCAGUAAGGACUGGGGUACGGCUUGCCGCCCUUCACAAGCCGCCUCAAAGAGAUCGCAGAAGUCCUGA
This is a messenger RNA of Clarias gariepinus (North African catfish), 2069 nucleotides long. Its product is annotated as deleted in malignant brain tumors 1 protein-like. NCBI's taxonomy places the organism in Eukaryota, Metazoa, Chordata, Actinopteri, Siluriformes, Clariidae. The coding region runs from base 48 to 2069 and encodes 673 amino acids. The record is from RefSeq and is a predicted model, not a curated record. The transcript has 9 exons. Gene Ontology annotation, cellular component: membrane.